Messenger RNA from Neurospora crassa OR74A, 2356 nucleotides. RefSeq names its product triacylglycerol lipase FGL2. Lineage: Eukaryota; Fungi; Ascomycota; Sordariomycetes; Sordariales; Sordariaceae. The coding region runs from base 502 to 2031 and encodes 509 amino acids. Gene Ontology annotation, biological process: lipid metabolic process. The transcript has a single exon. The record is from RefSeq and is a predicted model, not a curated record.
GUCAGUUCGACGUCACCACUUCCGCUUUGUAUUCCUCUUCCGUUCUGCUUGCUCUACCCAAAUCAAUCAUCACCUCCACUUCGUUUAUAGAACUUCCCGUCGUGCUGCAACGUAUUUGAGAAUCUCUCACAAUUCUACAUCGCGAGUCCGCUUUCUUGUUGGAGCCCUGACCAUUGAACUUUUAUAUCCUAGAAACUUGAUCCAAGGAAAACAACAGUUGAACCCCCGCCCUAUCGAUCAUCUACGUACGUCCUGGUCAUUUUCCUCGAUUCGCUCAUCAGUCACUGGUCCAGUGUUGGUCACGCGGUACGUUCUCGCCGCCCGGAGACCAUGUUUGGCCGACAUCUUGUGCAAGAGAAGUUCUUCUAAUGAAAAGCCGGCCUCUCGAUCUUCCUUUCUUGGUGCUUAUCCUAUGCCAGCCUUCCGAUAUCAGUGAGUCUUAAUUGGAAAGGGCCGACAGCUUUACAAUCAUUCAGAACAUGCAACUGCUCAUCUACAAGAAUGCAUCUAAUACACCAGCUCGGUCUCUUCCUCCUUCCGUUCACAUCUCACUUCGUUGAGAGAGUCUUCGCAACCCCGUUAGCCGUCCCAAGAGACCCAAUUCAACAACACCCCUUAACUACACUCCACGACUAUGCCCGAGAGACUGAUGGAGGACCUUACGCUCACGACAUCCCACGUCCGCUCCAUCAACAAGGCGGCGGCGUCUCUGUUCCAUUAUUCGCCUCCCUCGAGCGCAUGGCUCGCCUAGUGGACAUCACCUAUUGCGUCGGCACGACCGGCGUUUCCAAGCCCUUCUCGUGCGUAUCCCGUUGCAAAGAUUUCCCUUCGAUGCAGCUCGAGCGGACCUGGAACACGGGCCUGCUGCUCAGCGAUAGCUGCGGAUACAUUGCGGUCGACCACGGCGAGAGGAAGAGGGGCGGGCGGAACGGGGGCGGGACCGUGGUCAUCAGCGAGCCGGCCAUUAUUGUGGCGUUUCGCGGGACGUAUAGCAUCACUAACACGAUUGUUGAUCUGAGCACGGUGCCGCAGGAGUACGUGCCUUAUCCUGCCCCGGAUGAUGAUGAUGAGGAGGAGAGGGAGGAAGAGGAGGAUAACAUUGCGGGUAGGAAUAGGAAUGUGGGAAAAGGAAGAAGCUAUAACAACGAUGGAAAAUGCACCAACUGCACAGUCCACAUGGGCUUCCUUGCCUCCUGGCGUAACGCGCGCGACUACGUCCUUCCCGCCCUCAAAGCCGCCCGCGCCAAACACCCCGACUACCCCGUCCACCUGGUCGGACACAGCCUCGGCGGGGCCGUCGCCGCUCUCGCCGCGUUGGAGUUUCGGCUUUCGCUAGGCUGGCAAGACGUCCAGGUGACGACCUUUGGCGAACCGCGCAUCGGUAACCAAGCCUUAGUGGAUUAUCUGGAUAAGGCCUUUGGUCUUGAUAUUGAAGAGGACAAUGACGCGCACGAAACCAGAGCCUACCGCCGCGUAACCCACGUCAACGAUCCUGUCCCGCUCUUGCCCUUGACAGAAUGGGGAUACCGCUCGCACGCAGGCGAAGUGUAUAUUUCCAAGCUGAACCUGCCGCCUGCUCCCGAGGACCUGCGGUUGUGUCGGGGCGAUAACGAUCCGGAGUGUAUGGCUGGGGCUGAGAACUCGGAUGGCGGCGGAUGGUUUGAUGGUAGUUUGCUGGAGGUGACUGACUUGCUAGCGCUGGCGGCGGCCAAGGGGACUGAUCCCUAUUUUAAACAUCGGGAUUCUGUUGCUGUUGAUGAUGAUGAUGACGGCGACGACGGUAGCGAUGCUGGUGCUGGGAAUGACGGUGUUGGUAUGGGCGGCGAGUCAACUGCAACAGCCCCCACGUCCAAGACAACGAGGCUGUUCCCCACCAGACUCAAGCUCUGGGAGCUCUUCUUCGCACACCGAGAUUACUUUUGGAGACUGGGUUUGUGCGUCCCCGGCGGUGACCCGGCGGAUUGGGGAAGGGAGAAGUAUAACUUGACGCAGACGAAAGACUCUUUUGUGUUUGGUGACGGCGAGCUGUGAAAAUUGCAGUAGGUACAUAUCAUCGCCUGCCUUUUUUUCCUUUCUUGUUUCUAUUUUUUGUUUCGGAAGGCGCGCAUCACAAAAUAUGAAUGACACACAUAUUUGUUUCUAGGGCUACGGAACGUUGUGAGCUAGUGUUUGGGCGUUAACUGGGCUUUGGGAAACUCCUCGAAAGAAACACAAACGUGUUAGGACUCCUGUAGGGUAUUGCAUUAUCAUGACAAAGGCACUUGAAUGAGUUGAUGGCAUACAUUAAGCGUUAGGUAGCAGAAGUUUUUUUUUGGUCUGAACACAAUAUCUCAACGAGUGAACGGGAUAAUAUGAU